Molecule: messenger RNA, 608 nt
Organism: Ectocarpus sp. CCAP 1310/34
Lineage: Eukaryota; Phaeophyceae; Ectocarpales; Ectocarpaceae
Source: the annotation of a GenBank genome assembly
AUGGGCGUGGGCGUCGGUACUCGCUUUCACACCGGUAGUUGGGAGGGAAGCGGAGGGGGGUAUGGAACCAUUUUUAGGUGAAUUUGGAUGACGAGUGCUUGACGGCGUCAUACGACGUCCACAUGGACGGGGAGACGACAGAAAAAACCUUCCCCGCGAAGCAAGUUGAGGACGCCGUAUGGUAUGCUAGAAGACUUCACCAGAGGGCACCAUCCGGGGGGGGAGAGAAGGACUCUAAGCAAGCGGGCGGUGGGUCAAGCGGGGGAAAACAAUGCAAGGGUGGGGAUGCUUCUGGACCUCACGGUAGUCCGGGAGUGGAUGGCACGACGAAUAAUGAACGGAACUCCGAACGGGAUGAGGGGUCCGAUAAAGAAGGUAGUGGGAAUGGUGGCGGCGACAACAAACGGAAGCAUGGGUCGGCGGGGGAUGGGAAGCGGAAGCGGCGGUCGGCGGGCCGCAGGGAGCAGUCGGGAGCGGGCGAUGGGACGGGCGAAGGAGGGGGUGGGCGUGGUCCCGGUUGGGAAGAUGACCCGGACAAGGAAGAUGACCCGGAUAAGGACCCAGGCUCGGGGGACGACGAAAACAAGGAGAAGGAGUUGUGCGAUUAA